Molecule: messenger RNA, 2406 nt
Organism: Nicrophorus vespilloides
Lineage: Eukaryota; Metazoa; Arthropoda; Insecta; Coleoptera; Silphidae
Product: integrin beta-PS-like
Exons: 6
Coding region: 14-2353 (779 amino acids)
Biological process (GO): cell migration; cell adhesion mediated by integrin; cell-matrix adhesion
Cellular component (GO): integrin complex; cell surface; focal adhesion
Molecular function (GO): integrin binding
Source: RefSeq, a predicted model, not a curated record
CGCGCUGUUCACAAUGUUGCUUCACGCAUUACUCGUAAUACUCGCAAUUGUGACACUCCCAAAGGUGUUCGCGCAGAGUUGCAUUACCAAAAGCAACUGCAGCGAAUGCAUCCAAGAGUAUGGAUGCGCUUGGUGCUCGGAACCGGGUCCGAACAAACAGCACUGCUACAGAUCCGGGGACACGCAGAACGAAUGCUUCUUGGGAAAGGCGGAGGAUCCAAAGAGCAAGUUUACGAUUCUGAGCAAUAAGAACCUUCAAUCGCAAGCCAACCUAGAUCCCAUCCAACUGAAGCCGCAGCACGUUAAGCUUGUACUUCGAAAAGGCGAAGAGUACAAGAUGAAUUUUCAGUACGCGCAGGCCUCCAAUUUCCCCAUCGAUCUAUAUUACAUAAUUGAUCUGUCGUACUCGAUGAAGAAGUACAAGAUUAACCUCGCCUUGCUCGGCGACAGGCUCAUCGAAACGAUGAGGAACAUCACCACCAAUUUUAAGAUCGGUUUCGGCAGCUUCGUCGAUAAAGUCGAUAUGCCUUUCGUCAACACGGAACCCAAUAAGAGAAAAAAACCGUGCAGUAACUGCGUGCCAGCUUACAGUUUCAUCAAUUACCAAUCUCUCAAUAACGGCGAAACCUUCUCCAAGGAGGUUGCAGCUGCGAAGGAAUCGGGCAAUCAGGAUACUCCUGAGGGCGGUUUCGACGCUCUCAUGCAAGCCAUGGUUUGCAAGGAUGUUAUUGGUUGGCGAGAAACCGCACGAAGAAUAAUCGUGUUUUCAACGGACGCAACCUCUCACAUAGCAGGUGAUGGAAAAUUGGCGGGUGUCGUCGAGCCGAAUCCUGGCCUCUGCUUUAUGACCGACAAUCAAUACACUCACGAUCUAGUUUAUGAUUACCCAUCGAUCUCGCACAUCAACCACCUGGCCAAGCAGCUAGGCUUUAACAUCUUCUUCGCAAUCGCCAACGACAACAUUUAUAGCGUGUACGAGGCGAUGCAGAACGAGAUCGAAAAUACUGCUACGGCCAGAUUGAAUGCCCAAUCGGAUCUGCUAUAUCUUAUCACGAAAUUUUACAGGGAUAUCUCGGACGUGAUUAAGAUCACCGACGACUCCAGCAGCGCUGUUCAGAUCACCUACGAGGCAGACUGCAAGUCGAAGAUCGAGAACGGAUGCAAAGCGGUGCACGCCGGAGAGGUAAUCAACUUCGUUGCAAAGAUCAAAGUGUUGGACUGCAGCAAGUCCAAACACCAAAUCCGCAUCAAACCGGGAACCUUCAGCGAGACUCUACUGCUUGAUCUCGACGUGCACUGCAACUGCGAUUGCGAGCAGCAACAGAAGAACAAUUCGGAUAGAUGCAAGAAGAAGGGAGCGCUCGUCUGCGGUUUGUGCAGCUGCAAUUCCGGGCAUUACGGAAAACAAUGCGAAUGCAACAGCGAGAGCUUCACCACCAACGACAUCGCUUCCUGCAUGCAAUCGAACGCCACAAAAGAAAUAUGCUCCGGCCUUGGUGUCUGCAAAUGUUCGGUAUGCGAAUGCAAUAAACGGCAGAAUCCCGACGAGCACAUCUACGGCAAGUAUUGCGAAUGCGACGACUACUCCUGCCGCAAAAGCAGCGAUGGCAAAAUAUGCAACGGAAACGGAAAAUGCGACUGUAAAAAGUGCAAGUGCGACGCAGGUUUCACUGGUGAAGAAUGCCAGUGUCCUACCAAUUUGGCUCCUUGCACCCACUUCAACAAUGUCUGCAACAGCAAAGGCACCUGCGAAUGUGGCAAAUGCACAUGCGAGAGCGGUUACUACGGGACGUACUGCGAGGAAUGCGCCACCUGCUCCGGCCGAAAAUGCGAAGAGCUCCAGGAUUGCGUCCAAUGCAAAACCUACAACUCUGGUAAACUCAAAGACAGUUGUGAUAUAAGCUGCUCCCAGUAUCAGUUCAACAAAGUGAAACAAAUCAAGGAAUCGGAGGAAACCGAAGACUCAGACUUCCGAAAAGUCUGUAAACUGCCGAUCGAGCAAAACUGCGUCAUGGUCUUCAGUUACUUUUACAACGACGACAAGGACAUCUCCGUCGACGCCGAGAGCAAGAUGAGAUGCUCAAAACCGAUCGACAUAUUAGCGCUCGUCUUCGGCGUCAUUCUGAGCACUAUCAUCGUUGGUAUUUUAACGCUGGUCAUCUGGAAGCUCUGCACAACAAUACACGAUCGCAGGGAAUACGCGAAAUUCGAGAACGAACGGAAGCAGGCGAAUUGGAACCGCAACGACAAUCCCCUAUUCAAGACUCCGGUCACCAGAUUCGAGAAUCCGACCUUCAAUGAAAUGCAAAAAAAAGAUGAACAGCAGAUGCAAGAGAUUCAGGAGACCGAAUAAUUUAAACAUAAUGUAACGCGAAGUAUAUCCAAAGAAAUUUUGUUUCAAAAAUU